Molecule: messenger RNA, 4899 nt
Organism: Fukomys damarensis (Damara mole-rat)
Lineage: Eukaryota; Metazoa; Chordata; Mammalia; Rodentia; Bathyergidae
Gene: Pcyt1b
Product: phosphate cytidylyltransferase 1, choline, beta
Exons: 8
Coding region: 339-1388 (349 amino acids)
Biological process (GO): CDP-choline pathway
Molecular function (GO): phosphatidylcholine binding; choline-phosphate cytidylyltransferase activity
Source: RefSeq, a predicted model, not a curated record
UUUACAAAAACACCACUCGCUUUGUCUUCCUCUGUCUGCAGAGAGUGAGGUUUUCAUUUUAAGAGGCUGACUAAAAAAUGCAGGGCCACUUCCUGGGCAGGCUUCCAAGUGACUACAUCUUUCUCAGAGCGUUCCCCAGAGCCCCAGCCCAAGCUGCCUGGGGCGGGGCCUGCAGCCAUUGGUGGUUGGUGAAGCUACCACAGUAACAGUUAUCUGCAGCCCGCCAGAAUUGCUGUGCUUUUAGGCCCUCCCAGAGUCCAGAUAACGACCUUGCCCUCUGCGCUGAAGACACGUCAGAGUUUGUGAUUGGCCAGGCUGGUGUGUGUGAAAUACAGGAGAUGUCGUGCCACACUUCCGAGUAUGACGUUCCUUUCAGCCCAGUACCCCAGGUGUGGACCCUGACUGCACCUGCCCCAUUUGCAGAUGAAACCAGCUGCCAGUGCCAAGCACCCCAUGAGAAACUGACCAUUGCUCAGGCUCGCUUGGGAACACCAGUUGACAGGCCUGUCAGAGUGUAUGCAGAUGGAAUAUUUGACCUCUUUCAUUCAGGUCAUGCAAGGGCACUUAUGCAAGCAAAAACACUGUUUCCCAACAGCUACUUGUUGGUAGGAGUUUGCAGCGAUGAUCUCACCCACAAAUUCAAAGGUUUUACUGUGAUGAAUGAAGCAGAGAGAUAUGAAGCUCUAAGACACUGUCGCUAUGUGGAUGAAGUCAUCAGAGAUGCUCCAUGGACUCUCACGCCAGAGUUUCUGGAAAAGCACAAGAUUGACUUUGUGGCUCAUGAUGACAUUCCGUACUCUUCUGCUGGCUCUGAUGAUGUUUACAAGCAUAUAAAGGAAGCAGGAAUGUUUGUUCCAACGCAAAGAACGGAAGGCAUCUCCACAUCGGAUAUCAUCACUAGAAUCGUCCGUGACUAUGAUGUCUAUGCCCGACGCAACCUCCAGAGAGGGUACACGGCCAAGGAACUGAAUGUCAGCUUUAUAAAUGAAAAGAAGUACCGUUUCCAGAACCAAGUGGACAAGAUGAAAGAAAAGGUCAAGAACGUGGAGGAAAGGUCAAAGGAAUUUGUUAACCGAGUGGAAGAAAAGAGCCAUGAUCUAAUUCAAAAGUGGGAAGAGAAGUCAAGGGAAUUCAUUGGCAACUUCCUAGAAUUGUUUGGACCUGAUGGAGCAUGGAAACAGAUGUUCCAGGAGAGGAGUAGCCGGAUGCUACAGGCCUUAUCCCCGAAGCAGAGUCCUGUGAGCAGCCCAACCAGGAGCCGGUCCCCUUCCCGCUCCCCAUCACCCACCUUCUCAUGGCUGCCAAGCAAAACCUCACCCCCAUCCUCGCCCAAAGCUGCCUCAGCCUCCAUCAGCAGCAUGAGUGAGGGGGAUGAGGAUGAGAAGUAAAGGUGGCUGUCAGGCAAGAGCCACACCACGCAGGAUGGGGAGGGGGGGUUCUGGGGAUGCCUGGGUGGUGUCUGAAGGGGAAGAGUCACAGGAGUUGCUGCUCAGCGGGGAGACCCUGAGCUCUGCUAAGGGAAGGUCUUAGGACCAGUUCUCCCCUCAUUCUCCACACAGCCCAGCAUGGACUGAGCAUGGAGGUUUCCAAAUGGACAAACUAUACAAUCUUCUUAGCAUCAUUUAGAACCACUCUACUUUAACCUUGCUAAGAAAAGGUGCAGAGCACCUCAGAGGGUCUUGCACUGAGUGAGGUGACUUCUGCUUUGGUCUGUACACCCUUCCCCAUCAAGUAAACCACUUGUGAACGCGGCUGUUCCCUCAACCCGCUAUUUCUGGCUCUAAAAGAGCCCUGCACGUUGCCUCCUACCACCCAACCUCUGCCAGAAUCAAUUCAUUUCCAAAAGAGGUGGCAAAAUACUUCUACAAUAAUUGUUAUAAGACAAAUUCCACUCUUCUCCAUCCAGCCACUAAGACUUGAUGGUGCAACUCAACAAUUCAUUGCAAUUGCAAGACCAUGGCCCAGAGACAAAGCCUGGCUUUGGUCCAGUUGUAAAAGGUGAUCUAGUGUGAACCUUAACUUCCAUUCAAAGAACAGUUGUGUUAAGGAGAACUCCAUAAGGCUUACUGUGGUCCAGCUGUACUUUCUCAUCAUUGGUUUGACUUCAUUGUUUUCCAGAAAUUACCUUAACCGAUGGUAACUGCAACAAGGAAAAGCAUCCUGUAUGAAAAAAAGGAGCUGCUUUGGCAUUGACUCCAAAUUUGGCAGAUAAGAAAUGUCUCCUGAAGCUUCUGUUUAGAGGAUACUAUUAUGGAAUGGGCUUUCCCAUUUCUGACCAGUUAACAAUUUCAUAGACUUCAAGUAACAGUUUGAUGUACCAAACACAUAGUAUACUGAUAGGGGUGCUACCUGCACGUAUCUGUUCUAUGUAUGCUCCAAAUAUGCUACCCCAGGGUGUAUAUCAUAUGCAAUAUGAAUAUGUGGUGAUAACAUUUUCCAUUAUACUCCUCUCCUGCUGAAUACCCGGCUGAAAUUCUUGAUCUAAAGAACCAUUUGGUUCCCUUGUGACUUGGGCAGUUUUAUCAAAAGCCCCAUGUCAGCUUCCCAUAGAAAUGUUUUGUCCCAGCCAGGAAAUUACUGUUGUUCCCAUGGCCUCCCAUAUUUUUGGGUGAAGAAAGGCUCUGAAAAGUUUUGCCGAGAGCUGUGGGCUUAGUUCUUUGAACGGUUUAGGUAAUGCUGUAGUUAGCUCUGGCACCUAGGUUUUCUAAACAGGAUGAAGACUUUUAGAGUCCUCCUGAGCUGUCUGAAGUUACUGCUCCCUAAUCAUAUGUUGGAAAUGAGCAAGUAAAGUCACGGUUUAGAACCCAACUCUUGCGCAGAUGCAAAUAUUGCCUGGUCAUCCUGGUAAAGUCAGACAGAGCUGGGACCUGAUUGAGCAGAGGCCUCAACUACCAACUUGUGGGCAGAUCUCAGCACCUCUUGUAACAAAAGAACCCCUUUUCAGAGGCCUUGGGAAUCAGCUUUCUGGGGGCAACCAUUGAAGGAAGGUGGUAUGUCUUUCCCUUUUAUGUUUGGGUUGAACUACCUCCCUACCCACCUGGAGACAAGGGGUGUUUAUUAGAAAGCAAAAUUAUGAGGCUAAACUGGCUUGGGACCCCCUUGUUCCUGGUACUUUCUCCAGAAUUCUGAAAAGCACUUGUAAAGGACAGAGGGCUAGCAGGAAGAUGGCCGGCGAGAAAGAAAAUUCCUUUUUCAGUUAAGGUCCUCCAUUUUCACAACAUUUUACAGAAAGGCAAGGGCUGCAUUCUUCCAUACUGCCUUCCACUGAGCACCAAGGACAAACAGGGCAUGUGUACUGGCUACAUCAGUCAUUUGAUGCCUGUAGCAGUGAGAGAACACAGUGACAAGCCUGGCAAGGGAAAGUGGUAAGAACAAGGGAAGAGAAAAGGAGAGAAGAGGCUCCUGGAGAGAGGGAAGGAGGAUAAAAAAAUCUGCUCUAUUAAGCCAUUUCAAGACCUCAAUCUGUAGGUGAAACUUUCUUGGGGAAGCCAUUUAGUGCUCUCAUUUCACAGCCCGGGGAAGAUCGAUCCCCUUUGACCAGAGUCCUGCUCUAAACUCUGGGAUUGAUGUAUCAGGCUCACUAUAAAUUUGCAGACCAUGCACACCAUUCUGACAAGUGCCAUGUAUGUGACUCAUCAGACAGUGCCACCAUAACUGCCAAUUGUGGGAAAUAAUCAAUGCCUGGGUUACUCCAGAAUGGGCCAAAAUAACCCUUUAGUGGGUUCUAAAUCUCUUCUCCCUAACCUGCAGUAAAACUUUUCCACCUUCUUGAGGACACACUUCUCUUGAGAAGGAACAGGGAGGAUUCUGUAACCCAGCCUUUGAUACUUCUUGGACAUGUUUCAGUCUUUCCCAGCCCCUGCUGCCUAUGGUCCUUGCAUCCAGGAGGAGUUGGGCAAGCUUGGGCUUUGGGCUAUCCAGUCAAUGUUGUGGCCAAGAGCAAGUUAAGAAAUAAGAAAUAGGGACUGUGUGUUACAAUCUUGGAGAGGUAAGCAGAAGUGACAGAAAGCAAGGGAAGAGACGCCUUUUGCUUUAGAAAUAGGAGGCCUCAGAGUAAGGAGGGCUAGUGGGUAGCACCUUAGGAUCGUGGAGGAGGCAGGAAAACAGGGCAAAAUGGGGGGAUAAGCGUAUGUUUGUUUUCUACUCCCUUUCAAGGGUUAACUUAGGCCCUAGCAGGUGAAGGAGAAGAGUUGCAUUAUAGUACACACUUCCAAGAUGAGUUGAUUUCCAUACAACAGGUACAGUCCUUGCCUCUCCUUUCAGCUCUUCCACAGCCUCCUGACGGGGACCCUGGAAUUAAGUGUUCACUUCCUCCUCCAAGCUAAGCAACCGAGGGUAGGAUUGUAACACAUAGUCACAUUGAAUAGCCUGUUUCUGGCAAGCUCCUGGGUGCCAGGUCCUUACAAAGACAAAGGCAAGGCAGCCCCACAAGGAGCAAGACACAGACAUCGUGGAAGAGCCACUGCUGUGGGGUUUCAGUCUUGCUCUGUGUCUUAGGCUACUAGAUGCUGAUUUCGUCCUUUGAGGGAGGGAUAGGAAGAGCGCAGAUUUAUUUCCUCUCCAUCUUCAGAACUUAUUUUAGCACCCAGCCAUACCCCAGGGAGAGACGUGAUGUGACGUCACUGGCUCGGCUGAAUCAGAUGAGCCCCUGUCUAGCAGAGAUGCGCUGGUGUCCAGGCAUCCAAUCCACACUAGUCCAGGCCAUCUGAAUUUUAAAAAAGAAACAGCUCAUGAGACAUAUAUGCAACUUCUCUUCCUCUUGUGACUCCUCUCUAGUUUCUCCGUGUGUGCGUGUGUGUGUGUGUGUGUGUGUGUGUGUGUGUGUUUGUGUGUGUCACUGCAAUGUGUCCGGGGACAAAGCCAUAAGAAAAGCAUACAUACUUAAGACUGCUGUACAUA